This is a messenger RNA of Klebsormidium nitens, 1340 nucleotides long. The record is from the annotation of a GenBank genome assembly. NCBI's taxonomy places the organism in Eukaryota, Viridiplantae, Streptophyta, Klebsormidiophyceae, Klebsormidiales, Klebsormidiaceae.
CCCGGUGAAAAGGUCGCCAGUGAAGAUACCAACUUGGGCAAUCCCUCGCAUACCGCUGAUGUUCGGCUCCCGUUCGGCUGCAUGAUCACGGAUCUACAAGGAAACCGCAAUCUUCUCAUUGCCUAAUUGGAAAUCUAUUCACAGCACAUCAAGGGCAUUUUCAGGGUGUACCCACAUUGCGUUUUCAGCUUACAAUUACAGGUGAAGGCACCGUAAAUGGUGCAAUGGCAACAACAGGCGCCCUAGGAAGAUGGAGCUUGAAGGGCAAAUUGGCUGUCUGCACAGGGGGAACCAGAGGCCUUGGGCGUGCCAUCGUUGAAGAGCUUGCAUCGUUGGGGGCAUCUGUCUACACGUGUGCUCGUUCGGAAGAAGAUCUGAAGACUGCACUCACAGCAUGGCAAGCUCAGGGUUUCGAUGUCAGCGGAACACCCUGCGACGUCAGCACGUCCGAGGGCAGGAAGGAGCUAUUGCAAGGUGUUGAGGCUGCGUUCAAGGGGAAGUUAGACAUCCUAGUCAACAACGUAGGUACAAACAUCCGAAACCCAACGGAAAAGUUCACGGAGGCGGACUACACGAAGAUAAUGUCGACGAACCUGGAGUCCGCAUUCUUUAUAACGCAGCAGGCAUACCCUUUGCUCAAGGCUAGCGGGAACGCAUCCGUUGUCAUGGUCUCGUCGAUUGCGGGGGUCGUCGCCAUCCGAACGGGGAGCAUAUACGCCAUGACGAAAGGUGCUAUGAACCAGCUAACGCGGAGUCUGUCACAAGAAUGGGCACGGGACGGGAUCCGAGUCAACGCCGUUGCCCCUUGGUAUUUUAACACGGAGCUUGCACAGCAGGUAUUGAAGGACGAAGAGUUCAAAGCACAGGUCGUCAAACGAACUCCGUUAGGUCGUGUUGGGGAACCAAGUGAGUUAGCUGGAACCGUGGCAUUCUUAUGCUUGCCCGGCUCUUCGUUCAUCACAGGUCAGGUCAUUUCAGUGGAUGGGGGGUUCAGUGUAAAUGGUUGUGAUUGGGGAGGGUGGCCGAGAGAUUGAUUGACUCAGGCUCCAAGCUAGAGUUAGAAGCAAGACGAACCGUUAAAGAGGCCGGAUCGGCUGAAUACAGGCUACCAAUUGAUGCGUUGCGAAGGUAACUUAAAUCAAGUCAAUCUAGCGCGCAAUACAUUAUCGAAGAUGUAGGCAAUACUCAGCAACAUAUCGUCAAGUAUUACAUAGUGCAAAGGGUCGUUUUGAAGGAGGCCAAUAUGUUGAGUAAAAUUUGGUUGCUCGGAUCCUAGUAUUCAAUUGGAUGCAUAAACCGUCCAUAAUUCAUUCAUUAACGUGAAGACAAUUGGAAAAGCA